This is a messenger RNA of Neltuma alba, 1133 nucleotides long. RefSeq names its product ATPase ARSA1-like. Gene Ontology annotation, cellular component: GET complex. Gene Ontology annotation, molecular function: ATP hydrolysis activity; ATP binding. The coding region runs from base 178 to 915 and encodes 245 amino acids. The record is from RefSeq and is a predicted model, not a curated record. The transcript is spliced from 10 exons. NCBI's taxonomy places the organism in Eukaryota, Viridiplantae, Streptophyta, Magnoliopsida, Fabales, Fabaceae. Gene Ontology annotation, biological process: tail-anchored membrane protein insertion into ER membrane.
CUUGCUGUCAAAUUUGCAAAUCAUGGACAUCCUACUAUCGUGGUUUCAACUGACCCUGCUCAUUCCUUAAGCGACUCUUUUGGCCAGUUCCAUUAGGAUUUGACUGGUGGCAGGCUUGUUCCUGUUGAAGGAGUGGAUUCACGAUUAUAUGCACUCGAGAUAAACCCUGAGAAAUCUAUGGAAGAGUUCCAUGCAGCCAAUCAAAAUGUUGAUAGUGGAGGUCUGAAGAAUGUGAUGGAAAGUAUGGGACUUGGAAUGAUUGCUAACCAGCUAGGGGACCUGAAACUGGAAGAGCUGCUGCAUACUCUUCCACCCGGCACAGAUGAAAUCGUAGCAAUUUCCAAGGUGAUGCAUUUCCUUGAGUCAUCAGAAUAUGAUAGGUUCACUCGGAUUGUAUUUGAUACAGCACCUACGGGUCAUACACUUCGGCUACUGUCAUUACCUGACUUCCUGGAUGGAUCUAUUGGCAAAGUGAUGAAGUUGAAGAAAAAAUUGUCUUCGGCGUUCAAAUCUUUGUUUGGGAAAGAAGAAGCUGGAACUGAUGCUCCAGACAAGCUAGAGAAACUCAAGCAACAGAUGGCGAAAGUAAGGGAGCUUUUCCGGGAUUCAGACACCACUGAAUUCAUAAUAGUAACGAUUCCUACGGUUAUGGCAAUCCGUGAAUCCUCAAGGUUACACGCAUCUUUGAAGAAGGAAAGAGUUCCAGUUCAAAGGCUUAUCAUUAAUCAAGUCUUGCCUUCUUCAUCGGACUGCAAGUUUUGUUCAAUGAAAAGGAAGGAUCAAAUGCGUGCCAUUGAACGUAUCCAUGAUGAUUCAGAGCUCGCUGGUUUGAGAUUAUACGAGGUACCGUUAGUGGAUAUGGAGAUAAGGGGUGUCCCGGCUCUAAAAUUCAUGGGUGAUAUGCUCUGGAGAUAAGACGAGCAUUUCAGAUAUACGGAAUGCUAUCUAAAACAUAUAUAGGCCUGUCUUUCCUCCUUUCCCUGUGUGCUUGGUUUUGGAAUAUCUUCGGCCUAUCCGUUAUUUCCAGUGUCUUUGGCCUUCUAAUGCCAAUUUACGGUCAUUGUCAUUUAGAGACAAUACAUUUCAGGAGCAUGGCUAACAUCUUUCAGAGACUGGCUGAACAUCUAUGGACG